CGUUCGACAGCGCCUCUGUAGGAGACCCGGGGAUUCCUGUAGUGAGGUCAAAUCUUGAUAGAAUUUUAGAGUUUAGUCCCGCUGCGUGUGUCGUAUUGUAAACACCGUUCCUACCGUGUGUAAGUGCGCGCGCUGCUCUCUCGCGACUAGGUUUAACGAGGAUCGUGCCGUUUUCCGCGUUUAGUGUGCAAAUGUGCAACGACUGCUGCGGAGAUAUCACGGCGUUCGUCGCAGCGUGACAAUCAGCGUGCGUGUGCGUGCGUGACCAGGAAGAAAGUGUCAAAGUACUUAGCAAGUUGAAGCGGGGUUACGAGUGCAGUGACAUGCCGUGUUAGGCUCAAGUAAAGAGUUGAAGAUACAGUGAGACCAAAACGGUGAAAAAGUGAUUAGUGUGUAAUCUUGCAAGUGAUUAGGAAGUUCGAGGAUGAUGAUGAAUGCUUUUAUGGACUCCAGCUCGACUGCUCAUCACACUCAUUUGGCCACGUUCGGGAUUAAAAUGUCUCCGGAUCAUUUGGAGCAGAGUGACGUCGAGAGUGCCAGCACAACCGGGAGCAGUAUGUUGCCACCGUCGACGGGCAGUUCCAACACGCAAAGUGACAUGCAGUCCUUCUAUCAAUCAUCGGCCUCGGCGGCGGCCGCGGCCAACGCUGGCAGUACUUACAACUCGCACCAUCUAUCACCGCCUUCGCACAUGAGUCACAUGGCCCCGUAUCACUCGAGGGACUUCCUCGCGUUGAAGCGUGACAAUGACUAUUUCAGUUCCUCGGCGGCGGUAGCUGCGGCCGGCGCCGCCAGUGCCGACCCAACGUCCCUGUUUCAUCACCCGGCGGUGCACGAUAACCUGAACCAUCACUCGGCUACAUCGCUCAGCAAUCAUCACUUUCACCAGCACCAGAUGCGUAUGGGACUGCCGACGGACUACGCCCAUCCGUACCACCAGAGCAACUAUGCCUCGGUUCAUCACCAGCAUCUGGCGAAUCUCCCCGUCAAUCCGGGCACCUCCGGAGCAUUCUUCCGGUACAUGCGCCACCCGCCGUCCAUCAAGCAGGAGAUGCAGUGUCUUUGGGUAGAACCGGACAUUCCCCACCACCAUCUCGGACUGGGCUUGACCGCGCUCCACGCCGUGGCCGCCGCUGCCGUCUCCGAUGGCAGUCGGAAAACGUGCAACAAGGUGUUCCACUCGAUGCAGGAGAUUGUGACCCACCUGACGGUGGACCACGUCGGCGGCCCGGAAUGCACAACCCACGCCUGCUUCUGGCUCGGUUGUACCCGCAACGGGCGGCCUUUCAAGGCCAAGUACAAGCUGGUCAAUCACAUCCGGGUGCACACCGGAGAAAAGCCGUUCCCCUGCCCGUUUCCGACCUGCGGCAAAGUGUUUGCCCGUUCCGAGAACCUCAAGAUCCACAAGCGAACCCAUACCGGUGAAAAGCCGUUCAAGUGCGAGCACGAGGGCUGCGAUAGACGAUUCGCCAACUCAUCGGAUAGAAAGAAACAUUCACACGUCCAUACGUCCGAUAAGCCGUAUAACUGUCGUGUUAAUGGUUGUGAUAAAUCUUACACUCAUCCAUCAUCGCUGAGGAAACACAUGAAGGUCCACGGAAGUUUAGGAGAAAAGUCACCAUCGCACAACUACGACAGCGACGGUGAGGAGUCGAGCUCGGACAGCAUCAUCACCGGCGGAACGCAGACUCCGCCGUCGUCGAUCAGUCGCCUGCAUGACAGUCACAACUCGAGCAAGCUGAGCAGCGAAUCGAUCAACAACAACAACAACAAUAAUAGCAGCAGUAACAACAACAACAAUACCAAGUCCCCCUCCAUCAGCAGUCACCUUCUGUCACCGGUCGGUGGCGGUUCCUCCACGACGUCCUCCUCCACGAACAGUGCCCUGUCCCACCUGAGCAGCCAAAACCAGCACGGACAUCUGCACCACUCCAGCAUCCACCAGCAUGCCUCGCACCACCACCACCACCACCAUCCGCAUCACCACCUGGCGCAGAACCACCCUAGCAGUCUAGCGCCACCCCAGCUCCAGCUGACUCCGGCGUCCUCGGUGUCGCCCCAGGCAACGGCCACCGCCGCCUCGUCCAUGCUCGUUGGCCACCACAACCACCCGCUCCUCUACCACCAUCCGCAGCACCACCCUAACGACUGGUACUCCGCAACGCCACCGUCCGGCCCGGACACCAUGAACCACCUGAACCACUUUAGCCAUCACCACCAUCACCUGGUGCACCACGGGCCCACGACGGCCUACUGAGAACAGCUGCUGUUUGACGAGCUCUGCUUCAACUACUGAAACAGAGGCGGCGCUGCAGUGCAUGCUUUAAUUGUACUUGUUUCAUCACCCACACACUCACACACACACACACAUCAACUGUCACUAGCGCAAACGAAAACAAUGGAAAUAUACGUAACACUAAAGCAAAACCAAACAAACCAAAACACUCCUAGCUUUGUAAACAAAAGUAAUAGAAUCAAGAGAGAGGGGAAAGCGAUGUUGUGCGCGCAACACGAGUUGGGUUUUACGCCGCGAACUGUCAAAAUUCUAACCUUAAAAAACGCGGGCGUCGGCGUAAAACCUAACAUAGAUCGGGGAAAUAUCUACCAUUUUGUGCCUGCUUGAGCUCACCGCCGAAACCACGGAAACACACACACAGUAAACAAUUGCAAACCACAGACAAGCAGGCUUGACAAUGUGUCUCGUCUGCUUGUCUGCGUUUGCGCGCGCGCGCACACCAACCACAAACAAUAGGCAAAAAGUUAUGAUCUUUGCGUUAAAUUUCGCCGUGUAAAUAGUAACUAAACUAGUAAUUGGUUUUCUCUCUCAGAAAUCUGUGUGAUAUGGACUUUCUCCAGCUAAGUUGAAGAAGGGGAAGAAGAAAUCGAGUAGGCUUCUCACAUUUGUACAUAGACUAGCGAAAUCGAAGUGAGCGAUGACUUUUUUUUGGGUCUGUUUCGACGUGUAAAAAGAAGUUUUAACUAAGCAGGUUUCUAAGAAUUUUAGAGCAUGGCGCGCGAACGCGCGCACCUUAUUUGUAUUUAUUUUUUUGUUUUUUUUUCGGUAAGAACAUUUUACAUUACACCUUAUUUUUUUGUUUCGAAAGAUGUGCAGUUUUUCCUAAUAUGAUGAUAAGAGCAAAAUUUAAUAUAUGCGAACAAAAACACACACAAUUUUAGUAGAAGAAAGCUAGUUUAAGGAAAAAUUCUCGCUAUUUCAGUAAAAGUAAAUUAUAUACUUAAAAAUUUGAAGAAAAGGUAGCUAUUAUAUAUAUUUAAAGUAUAUUCAAUAUAUGGCAGACGUGGUGGAGAGAAAAGGAAAGAAAAUGAAACCCUCGACGAGAGUUGUUUGGAGCUAAUAAACA
Molecule: messenger RNA, 3362 nt
Organism: Culex quinquefasciatus (southern house mosquito)
Lineage: Eukaryota; Metazoa; Arthropoda; Insecta; Diptera; Culicidae
Gene: opa
Product: pair-rule protein odd-paired
Exons: 3
Coding region: 425-2257 (610 amino acids)
Biological process (GO): regulation of transcription by RNA polymerase II; central nervous system development
Cellular component (GO): nucleus
Molecular function (GO): RNA polymerase II cis-regulatory region sequence-specific DNA binding; DNA-binding transcription factor activity, RNA polymerase II-specific
Source: RefSeq, a predicted model, not a curated record